Mytilus trossulus (common blue mussel) is the source of this 1273-nucleotide messenger RNA. RefSeq names its product rhodopsin, GQ-coupled-like. Bases 88 to 1158 code for a protein of 356 amino acids. Gene Ontology annotation, cellular component: plasma membrane; photoreceptor outer segment. The transcript has 3 exons. Lineage: Eukaryota; Metazoa; Mollusca; Bivalvia; Mytilida; Mytilidae. Gene Ontology annotation, biological process: cellular response to light stimulus; G protein-coupled receptor signaling pathway; phototransduction. Gene Ontology annotation, molecular function: G protein-coupled photoreceptor activity. The record is from RefSeq and is a predicted model, not a curated record.
UUAUUAAGAUUGGACAGCUUUAUGAAAACUACUUUUGCCACUCAGCGAAGAUUGUUCUUGAUGUUGAGUUCCACAUACUGAUGCAACAUGAAUGCCAUAUUUUAUUGUAUUGCUUUUGUCAUGUUUUCUGUGACAUUCAUUGGGUGCUCCGUCAAUGGUGCUAUAGUGUAUGUAGUAUUAGUCAAUAAACAUCUCCAAAAUGUAAACAAUACGUUUGUAGUAUCGAUGUGCAUAAAUGGAUUUCUCAUUUCAAGUUUUGGAACAGUAUUUACAGCAGCAACAAGUGUUAGAGGAGAAUGGAUUUUUGGAGAAUCCGUUUGCCAAAUGCAUUCUUUUAUAGUAUUCUUCCUAGGUCUUGCAAUCAUUGCUACUUUGACAAGUAUGGCUAUAGAAAAAUAUAUCGUUAUAAAACAGGAAUCAAGAAACGUGGUGACAAAAAGAGUUUGUAUUUACAUACUAGUUAUAUGCCAUGUGUAUGGGUUUGUGAUUUCUUCCAUGCCCUUCAUUGGGUGGAACAGGUAUCAACUUGAAGGAUUCAAUAUAACAUGUUCGCUGAAAAUGGACGGUACAGACGCUAAUUCAACAUCCUUCAACAUUUUUAUGCUGAUAGUAGGAUUGAUUUUUCCGUUAGGAGUAAUGAUAACCGUAUACUCCAAAAUAAUCGUCACGAUGAAAGAAAAACGGAAAUCAGCGAACUUCAACUCAUACAGCUGCCAGCGAAAGACGAUAUUAAAGAGAGAAAUGAGAGUAACAAAGACAAUUUUGUUCAUGAUAGGUGCUUUUAGUGUUUCCUGGUCUCCAUAUGCCAUACACUGUGUAGUAUCGAUGCUCGGUAUAACAAAAGGAAUGUCUCCAUUUGUAGCAACUAUUCCAGCGUUGAUCGCUAAAUCUUCAGUAAUUUAUCAUCCAUUUAUUUAUGUAUUUAAAAACAGACCACUGAAGACUGUGCUUUUAAAAACACUUCACUGUUCAGCCAAGAAAAAUAAACAUGCUCGUGGUGUUCACUGUACUUUGCCAUUACAAGAAUUCAACGGAUCAAGUAUGAAUCGUAGAGGCCCAACAGUAACAUUUACAAUGGACGAAGAAGCAGACUUCUCAUUAAUAGCACCAAAUAAUAAUGUUGAAAAUAUUGGACAUGUAUAUGAAUUUCCGACCUGAGAACAAUUAAGCUUAAUUUUUUUAUGCAUCAUCAUUCCUUUAAUAUUGUUAAAUUAAUGGUACAUCGAAUGCUAUGAAUAUGAAUUUUUCCAUUAUAUUGCUUGUAUUGUUUCCC